AACAGCCAAUCAGACACGCGGACGGUUUUUUAAAAUCCACCACGCUCUCAGUGUGGUGUGGUUUCGGAUAUUAGUCGGGGCAGAUAAAACAAAAUGAGAAGCUAGCCAGUGUAGACAGCACCUUUAAAAACACACGCCACAACUUUUCUUGGCAAAAGGGAAGAAAAACGUGCUGAGAACAGACAAAAGGUCACAGGACGCUGCUGGACAUAAAAGCGCUUCACCGAACGAGACAAAGGAAAACGAACCAGCAUCCAGCAAGGAUUCCAUCAGCAAAGUUCCCCCCAUUUUCAGUCUGCGGAGUCCAGGAAAGCCUAGAUCACCUCUGAGUGACGGUUCAAGCAUGCUGAUCCAGGAAGGAAAUGAAUCUGAUGCAACCAGUUCUGACCCUUCAAAGCUGGAACAGGAUAAACCCAAUGAAAUGAAAACUGAGAGUUGCGAUUCCCAAAACAAAAAGCCUGAAGGUAAAGGCUGUCUCAGUAAAGCAGCCGAAGAGCAAGCCUCUGACCAACACAUGCAAAAAGAGGUGAAUGCCAGGUCUGCGAAAGACGACAAAGUUUCAGCAUCCAAACCUCGCAGCAGAAAGCGUGGCAAAAAUAGAGCAAAGAAGACAGAGAACAAUGCUCAGCAAAACAAAAAUGUCACAGACUAUUUUCCCAUCAGAAGGAGUAACAGAAAAACAAAAGCAGAGUUAAAAAUUGAAGAACACAAACACAUUGAUGACCUGAUAAAAAAUGGCAUUGAAGAAGGAAUGGAGAUCCUACAGAUAGAAGGAAAGGGAAGAGGCAUAUUUGCUACCAGGGACUUCAAAAAGGGCGAGUUUGUCAUGGAGUACCAUGGAGACCUACUGGAGCUGGCUGAGGCUAAGAGAAGAGAGGCCCAGUACGCUCGGGAUCCCCAGACAGGCUGUUACAUGUAUUACUUCCAGUAUCAAUGUAAAACAUACUGUGUAGACGCUACAAGGGAGACCGGUCGUCUCGGAAGACUCCUCAACCACAGUAAAACGGGCAACUGUCAGACUAAACUUCACGCAAUCGAUGGAGUUCCUCAUCUGAUCUUGGUGACUUCCAGGGACAUAAAAGCAAAAGAGGAGCUGCUGUAUGACUACGGUGAUCGAAGGAAGAAAAACGUGCUGAGAACAGACAAAAGGUCACAGGACGCUGCUGGACAUAAAAGCGCUUCACCGAACGAGACAAAGGAAAACGAACCAGCAUCCAGCAAGGAUUCCAUCAGCAAAGUUCCCCCCAUUUUCAGUCUGCGGAGUCCAAGAAAGCCUAGAUCACCUCUGAGUGACGGUUCAAGCAUGCUGAUCCAGGAAGGAAAUGAAUCUGAUGCAACCAGUUCUGAGCCUUCAAAGCUGGAACAGGAUAAACCCAAUGAAAUGAAAACUGAGAGUUGCGAUUCCCAAAACAAAAAGCCUGAAGGUAAAGGCUGUCUCAGUAAAGCAGCCGAAGAGCAAGCCUCUGACCAACACAUGCAAAAAGAGGUGAAUGCCAGGUCUGCGAAAGACGACAAAGUUUCAGCAUCCAAACCUCGCAGCAGAAAGCGUGGCAAAAAUAGAGCAAAGAAGACAGAGAACAAUGCUCAGCAAAACAAAAAGGUCACAGACUAUUUUCCCAUCAGAAGGAGUAACAGAAAAACAAAAGCAGAGUUAAAAAUUGAAGAACACAAACACAUUGAUGACCUGAUAAAAAAUGGCAUUGAAGAAGGAAUGGAGAUCCAACAGAUAGAAGGAAAGGGAAGAGGCAUAUUUGCUACCAGGGACUUCAAAAAGGGCGAGUUUGUCGUGGAGUACCAUGGAGACCUACUGGAGCUGGCUGAGGCUAAGAGAAGAGAGGCCCAGUACGCUCGGGAUCCCCAGACAGGCUGUUACAUGUAUUACUUCCAGUAUCAAUGUAAAACAUACUGUGUAGACGCUACAAGGGAGACCGGUCGUCUUGGAAGACUCCUCAACCACAGUAAAACGGGCAACUGUCAGACUAAACUUCACGCCAUCGAUGGAGUUCCUCAUCUGAUCUUGGUGACUUCCAGGGACAUAAAAGCAAAAGAGGAGCUGCUGUAUGACUACGGUGAUCGAAGUAAAGACUCGAUCUUAGCUCAUCCUUGGCUCAAAUACUGAAUGCUUGACUAAAACCGUUUACCUUUUAGAUGCAUUAGUUAACGCUGCUUUGACAGCGUUACGUGAAAUACCACAGUUGUCCACAUGCUUAAUUUUAUUUUUUUAAAUUAAUAAGCUAUUUUGUUUUAAAUUGAGACUAAAGCUUCAGCUGAAAGUAUUUUUGCAGAGGUGGUUUUAAUCAGGCUUUUAUAUUUUUCUUAUGCAAUUGUAGCAAAUGGGUGCAAGUAUUUAUCCAGAUAACUAGUGUUUUACCUUUUUCAUGGGGGUUUUCAUUUUAUAAUGAAAAUGUCAAGACUGUAAAUAAUUAUCUGUGCUGUACAUUGAGGAAUAAAACAGUUGCUUUUCUA
Molecule: messenger RNA, 2466 nt
Organism: Betta splendens (Siamese fighting fish)
Lineage: Eukaryota; Metazoa; Chordata; Actinopteri; Anabantiformes; Osphronemidae
Gene: kmt5ab
Product: lysine methyltransferase 5Ab
Exons: 15
Coding region: 344-2119 (591 amino acids)
Molecular function (GO): histone H4K20 methyltransferase activity; protein binding
Source: RefSeq, a predicted model, not a curated record